Arachis duranensis is the source of this 2458-nucleotide messenger RNA. Its product is annotated as G-type lectin S-receptor-like serine/threonine-protein kinase At4g27290. The record is from RefSeq and is a predicted model, not a curated record. Gene Ontology annotation, biological process: protein phosphorylation; recognition of pollen. Bases 1 to 2448 code for a protein of 815 amino acids. The transcript is spliced from 7 exons. NCBI's taxonomy places the organism in Eukaryota, Viridiplantae, Streptophyta, Magnoliopsida, Fabales, Fabaceae. Gene Ontology annotation, molecular function: ATP binding; protein serine/threonine kinase activity.
AUGGGUAUGGAUAAUUUAAGAACAUUAGUUAUUUGGUUCUUUCUCAUGUCCUGCAUGAGAACCACCACUUCAUCAGACAGCCUGGGAAUGGCACAAUAUAUCCGAGACGGUGAAUCUUUAGUCUCAGCUGGUGGAAGCUCUGAACUUGGUUUCUUCAGCCCCGGAACUUCGACAAGUCGAUAUUUGGGUGUGUGGUACAGAGAUACAUCAGGAAAUCCAACAGUUGUGUGGGUAGCUAACAGAGAAAGACCCCUUCACAACAAGUCAGGAGUGUUGCAAUUCAGCAAAAUGGGGAUUCUUCAGCUUCUUGAUGAGACAAACAACACUGUUUGGUCGUCCAACAUAUCCAGCAAAUCCUGGAGUAACUCAAUUGCACGGAUUUUGGAUUCGGGAAAUCUUGUAGUGACAAAUGGGAAAAAUAUUUAUAACAGCAGCUUUUUGUGGCAGAGUUUUGAUUACCCUUGUGAUACAUUGAUGCCUGGAAUGAAGAUUGGAUGGAACUUUGUUACUGGUCAGGAAAAAUAUGUAUCAAGCUGGAAAAGUGAAGAAGAUCCUGCUGUGGGAGAGUAUACUAUAAAAAUUGAUCCUAGAGGAUAUCCACAAAUAAUGGUAAUGAAAGGAUCUCUUAUAUCUUUUAGAGGUGGAUCAUGGAAUGGCCUUUAUUUUACUGGAUCUCCAUCUCAGAACACACAAACAUUUAGAUCCAAUUUUGUAUUGAAUGGAAAAGAGGUGUAUUAUGAGUUUGAAAUGCUUGAUACUUCCAUUUUCACAGUACUUAAAGAAUACCCUUCUGGUAAUGGACAAUAUCUGGUUUGGACAAGCCAAACAAGAAACAAGGUACAAGUUACCCAGGUUGCGAACCAAGGUGGGUGUGAAAGGUAUGCCUAUUGUGGUUCAAAUGCUAUAUGCAUUGUGGACAGUAAUGUUGCAAUAUGCAAGUGUCUGAAAGGGUAUAUUCCCAAUCCCAGUUUUCCUAAACCACAAAAUAUGUCAUAUUGGUCCAAUGGUUGUGAGAGACAGGUUGCACUGAGUUGCAAUAACACCAAUAGCUUCUUGAGGUACACAGGCAUAAAAUUGCCAGACACAUCUUCUUCAUGGUAUAGUGAGAUAAUGAACCUCCAGGAAUGUCAAAAGUUUUGCCUGAAAAACUGUUCUUGUUCAGCAUAUUCAAGUUUGGAUAUUCGUAAUGGAGGAAGUGGUUGUCUAAUUUGGUUUCAUAAUCUUACUGACAUUAUACAAUUCUCACAAGGGGGUCAAGACCUUUACCUAAAAGUCCCUUCUUCAGAAUUGGCUGCUAAUGGCCAUGGAAACAUCAAGCAAAAGAAGGUAGGAAUUGCAGUUGGUGUGAUUAUUUUCGGAUUAAUCACAUGUGUCAGCAUAAUGAUUAUACAUCCAGGGACAAGAAAAAUAAUUUACAGAGAAAAACAGAUGCAAGAAGAUAUUGAUCUACCAGCAUUCAAUUUCUCAGUCUUAGCUAAAGCUACCGAAAAAUUUUCAAGCAGUAACAAACUUGGAGAAGGUGGUUUUGGAGAAGUAUACAAGGGUACAUUGACUGAUGGGCAAGAGUUAGCCAUAAAGAGACUUUCAAAAAAGUCUGGCCAAGGGUUGGAAGAGUUCAAAACUGAAGUAGCGUUGAUGGCCAAACUUCAGCAUCGUAAUCUUGUGAAGCUUCUUGGUUUUUGCAUUCAAGGAGUAGAAAAAAUAUUGGUCUAUGAAUACAUGCCGAACAAAAGCCUGGACUACUUCAUUUCUGAUGAAAUUAGAAGGAAGUUGCUAGAUUGGCCUAAACGUUUCAACAUUAUUAGCGGCAUUGCUCGUGGACUUCUUUAUCUUCAUCAAGAUUCUAGAUUAAGAAUUAUUCAUAGAGAUCUAAAAACCAGCAACAUUUUGCUGGACGCAAAUUUGAAUCCUAAAAUAUCAGACUUUGGCUUGGCACGAACAUUCUUAGGCGAUCAAGUGGAGGCUAACACAAACAGGAUAGCUGGAACAUAUGGUUAUAUGCCUCCUGAGUAUGCAGUACAUGGGCAAUUCUCAAUGAAGUCUGAUGUGUUUAGCUAUGGUGUGAUAGUACUAGAGUUGUUAAGUGGAAAGAAGAACAGGGAAUUCUCCGACCCGGAAAACUACCUUAAUCUUCUUGGACAUGCAUGGAGAUUAUGGACUGAUGACAGACCAUUGGAGCUAUUGGAUGAAUUGUUAAAGGGAUGCACCCAUUCUGAGGUCAUAAGAUGCAUACAAGUCGGCCUAUUAUGCGUGCAACAAAGACCAGAAGACCGACCAGACAUGUUAUCUGUGGUCCUAAUGCUAAAUGGUGAGAAAUUGUUGCCCAAGCCAAAGGUCCCUGGUUUUUAUAUUGAAAGAGGUGUUACAAUUGAAGUAGAUACUUUGUCGGGAAACGGCACACCGUUUUCAGCCAACGAAAUUUCCAUGACAUUGUUAAAUGCAAGAUAGUAUAUGGACG